This is a messenger RNA of Echinops telfairi (small Madagascar hedgehog), 646 nucleotides long. Its product is annotated as polycomb group RING finger protein 3-like. The coding region runs from base 1 to 354 and encodes 117 amino acids. The record is from RefSeq and is a predicted model, not a curated record. Gene Ontology annotation, biological process: regulation of transcription by RNA polymerase II. Lineage: Eukaryota; Metazoa; Chordata; Mammalia; Afrosoricida; Tenrecidae. Gene Ontology annotation, cellular component: PRC1 complex. The transcript has a single exon.
AUGGGUGUGCAGGGUAUCUUUGAAAAAAAUAGAAUUUCUGAGGAGAAGCAGGAAGAGGACAACGACUAUCACCGGAGCCACGAGCAGGUAAGCAUCUGCCUGGAGUGUAACAGCAGCAAACUCCGGGGCUUCAAGCGCAAGAGGAUCCGCUGCUCGGCCCAGGCCACCGUCUUACACCUAAAGAAGUUCAUCGCCAAAAAGCUGAACCUCUCGUCUUUCAACGAGCUGGACAUCUUAUGCAACGAGGAGAUCCUGGGCAAGGACCACACCCUCAAAUUCGUCGACGUCACCCGGUGGAGGUUCAAGAAAGCCCCGCUGCUACUGCACUACAGACCCAAGAUGGACCUGCUCUGAGCGCAGGCCUCGGCCACACCACGGACUCUGCCCGCCCCGGGCACCCCAAGGACCCACCACACGGGGACCAGACUUCUGAAUAGAGAAUAUUUAUAACUUUUUGUACGAGAGAGAAUUCGCAACUCAGCCAGACACGACCAGCACCGUGUUUACAGACGACGAAGACACUUCACAGCCCUCGUCGCCGAGAGCCCCCUUGCCCUGCCUGCGCCGGGCAGCGGCGUGGCCCCCCUGGAAGGAGCGCGUCUCCACACCGACCACCUUUGCUUGCUUUCCAGGUCUUGACCAGAGU